Molecule: messenger RNA, 10579 nt
Organism: Nerophis ophidion (straightnose pipefish)
Lineage: Eukaryota; Metazoa; Chordata; Actinopteri; Syngnathiformes; Syngnathidae
Product: TBC1 domain family member 25-like
Exons: 4
Coding region: 191-2398 (735 amino acids)
Biological process (GO): activation of GTPase activity; regulation of autophagosome maturation
Cellular component (GO): autophagosome
Molecular function (GO): GTPase activator activity
Source: RefSeq, a predicted model, not a curated record
AUAUAUAUUUUAAUAUCGUUUUAUGGCCCAGCCCUAGUAGUAUACCAGAAGUUUAUUGUACCAGGUUUUGGUGUUGGGUGUGUACUGGAUGUAAUAUUUCCUUGUGAAACAUGGUGAUGCUGAGGGAUGGCUAGCAAAGGCACUUUCUUAUUUCACAAUAGUGUUUAUUUGUUCAAUUUUAGGUCCCGUCAUGGAGGACUGGGACAUCAUCAGUCCUAAGGAUGUGAUUGGUUCGGAGCAGCUUCUCGCAGACAGGACGAGGUCUUUGGCAUCUGCAGCACUUCCUUUCACCCAGUCUUUAAUCUCCCAGGUUGGUCGGACCUUCUCUCGAGUCCAGCAAGCUUUCAGCUGGUCCUACGGCGAGGAGAUCAAGCCUUUCAAGCCACCUCUGAGUGACUCUGAGUUUCAUGGUUACCUCAAUGGACAAGGACAGUUGACACGGCCCGAGGAGCUAAGACUGCGGAUCUACCACGGCGGUGUGGAUCCUUCUCUACGAAAGGUUGUUUGGCGCUACCUCCUUAAUGUCUACCCAGACGGACUGAGUGGGCAGGAAAGAAUGGACUACAUGAAGCGCAAGACCAGGGAGUAUGACCAGCUGAAGAACGAAUGGACAGCUCACGUCAGUCACGAGGAUCUUGAAUUCAUCCGAGGGAACGUACUGAAAGAUGUCUUGAGGACAGACCGUGCCCAUCCCUACUAUGCCGGCUCCGAGGACAGUCCACAUUUGACUGCCCUCACAGACCUGCUUACUACCUUCGCCAUCACGCAUCCACAGAUCUCGUACUGUCAAGGCAUGAGUGAUAUCGCCUCCCCCAUACUUGCCGUUAUGGACAAUGAGGCACAUGCCUUCAUUUGCUUUUGUGGCAUUAUGAAACGCCUGGAGGGGAACUUCCGACCCGACGGACAGCUGAUGUCUAUUAAGUUCCAGCAUCUCAAAUUACUCUUGCAGUACUCUGAUUAUGAAUUCUACUCUUACCUGGUUUCUCGUGGAGCUGAUGACCUGUUCUUCUGUUACCGCUGGUUGCUCCUGGAGCUCAAGCGAGAGUUUGCAUUUGAUGACGCUCUAAGGAUGCUUGAGGUUACUUGGAGCUCCUUGCCUCCUGAUCCUCCUGAAACUGAAGUGGAGCUGCGGGGACCGCCUUUGCCGUCGGACAAAACGACGCGUUUCACAAGCAAGAAAAAGCCUGCUGACAAUCGACUUGAGCAAGACUGGGAAAUAAAAGAGAAGCAGCGAAGGCAACACAUGCUUCGGCCCUCCAGAGAAGACCCUGAUGUGGUCUCAGCAGCGGCAGGACCUGGAAGUAGUGGUGGUCUUUCUAAAGUCACCCCAGGCAAGGCUGCUUCUUCUAUUGAGGAGAGCUUUGGAGAGUUUAAAUACUACAACUACCAAAGUGAGGAUUGCUUUGAUGGGAAGGAUGCCAAGCAGCAACAAGGUUUGAUCGAUUCACGGUCGUCACCGCGCAUUCCAACCCGUCAGUCCACCACUGACAGUGAGGAGGAUCCUGGAGAAAGAACCCCUUUGAUCAAAUACUGUAACAAUGGCUUCCCUCCAGAGUCGUCACAUCCCAUGUCCUUCAGUGGUCCACCAGUCUUGAAAGCUGGCGCUGCAUCUCAUUCCUCUUCAGGCUUACCUUCCAGUUGGUCAGGUGCUACACCGGAAUCUCCUCCGCAGACCACCUUUGGAUUCGUAACCAAUGGAAGAGAGGCCUUCUCAAGAACUGUCCCAAAAGUAAUCACGUCUCCUGCACAGUUGCUCAGGAGUACGGCGUUGAACUUGACCGCCAACACUUCUGUAAAAACAACAUCUCACUCCCAUGCUCAAAAUCGAUCCUUUCUCUCCUCACCAAUCUUGCCUUUCGGGAGGGGUUCAUCACAGGCUGGCUCCAGGCCCUCUUCCAACAUCCUGCAUUCUCCCAGCAACAAACCCUCGAGCGCUGCGGUUCACAUGGACACCUCGCCAAAACUGGAGGCUGGCAUCAAACCGUGUUCGCUUCCACCUCCCCAAGAGUUCGGGAAAGGCAAUCCUUUUAUGCUUUUUUUGUGCUUGUCCAUUCUGCUGGAACACCGAGACCACAUCAUCAAGAACAGCCUGGAUUACAACGAGCUCGCCAUGCACUUUGAUCGGCUGGUGCGGCGCCACAAUCUCAGCCGGAUCCUGCAACGCGCCAAGGCCUUGUUCGCGGACUACUUGCAAAGUGAAGUGUGGGACUCGGAGGAGGGCGAUGAGGUGAGCUCGGACUCGCCAACAUCUGCCACCGCUGCUCAAUACUCCCCACCUUUACCCAUCUCCGCUCGGCCCAUUUAUAGUCCGCUAGCGUCCCCCCAGUCUUCAUCUCAAAACUCCACCUACAACCUGGCAACAACUAUUCCUUCACCGACACUUUCCCUUUCCUCCUGACUCGCACAAGUAUCCCUAGCUUGGCGUUCUCACUAUAGCUUCUCAGCCCAUCAGAGGCGUGGACUAUUUUUAGACCACCUCCCACGUCGGAUUUAAUGCUCGAUAACACGCCGUUACGGACCAUUCAUGUACGCCUCGUCAUAAUUGUUGGUCAGUUCUCUGGCCCUCGCUUCAAGAAAGUACGAUAGGAUUGGAUCUUUUCAAGGUUGACCACACGUGCUUGCUAAUCCCUGCUUUUCCACAGAAUCAUUUAUUUGAAAUUAGAACAGUGAAGCAAGUGCUUGUUCAUCUCAAGUCCAAACUCGCUAGAUCUGGGGUGUCCAAAGUUUCCAUUUUUGGUCCACAGCUGCUUUUUCAAAGGCAGUCUCUCCCAAGAUUUUGUGGGGUCACAAUCGUCCAAAUUCAACCAAUCCCUGUCAAAUAAUCAUGUCUUUGUCCAAUGCCUUCCACUUCCCCGAAUAUUCCGGCCAAUCAGCCUCCAACUAGUCUCCGAACUGUCUGAUCAAAAUGUGUCUUUGUUUCUCGUGUAGACAAUUCGGGAACAACAACCUCUAACAAUAUUUAUUGCUUAAACGUCACAAUCGUUAUCCUCCCGCAUAGUUUAGCGCUACUUCUGGAUCCCGUCUACAGUGCUAAUCCUUCUGGGUAAUAAACAUGCUCACUUCCUAACUAACAUAUAUUUAUAGAUUUGAUCAAUCUUUAACAAUGUACUUGCCGUGCGAACCUAGCAGAACAUGGCCUAGUGGUUAGAGUGUCCGCCCUGAGAUGGGUAGGUUGUGAGUUCAAACCCCGGCCGAGUCAUACCAAAGACUAUACAAAUGGGAGACAUUACCUCCCUGCUUGGCACUCAGCAUUAAGGGUUGGAAUUGGGGGUUAAAUCACCAAAAAUGAUUCCCGGGCGCGGCACCGCUGCUGCUCACUGCUCCCCUCACCUCCCAGGGGGUGAUCAAGGGUGAUGGGUCAAAUGCAGAGAAUAGUUUCACCACAUCUAGUGUGUGUGUGACAAUCAUUGCUACUUGAACUUUAACUUUAACUUGCAAAUUGUGGAUGACACCGGACAGUGAAGAAGCCUUUUGUAGCCUUUCUUACUAGAAUUAGAAGGAAACAUUAGUUGUAAUGAUUUAAAGAGUACAGUAAUUCAAAAAGGUGCUUUUGCUCCCAUCUAGUGUCUACUUUAGUCUCUGUGGCAUAAAAUGAGUAAAACAUCAAUACAGUAUGUUUUUUUUAUUUAUUUUUUUUCAUCCUGUUGUUUUUGAGGAUACAUUUGAUAAAUUCGUGCAAUCAAAAGUUGAUUUCAUGUUACUGAAAAAAAUAAUUCUCAAAACAUCGUAACUUGUCGUAACCGUCUGGGAAAUGAAGACAUUUUUGGCCGCAAUAAUCUCAAAUAAGCUCGCGAAAUCUUGGACGGACUGAUAAAGUAAAAAAGAAAAUGGAUACAUUAAUGUUAUUAUUAGUUAUGAUGUCCCAGAUAGUUUAGCAUACAUUGACCUACAGUACAUUGGAUUGGCUUAAGCAUCUUUAAACUUAUUAAAAAAUAUAUAAAAGUUAGGGAUGGGUACAGAAAUGAGUAAUUUUAUAGCUACUGACCAAAUUCCUUUGGUGCUACUAUGUACCGAAUUACGUCAAAUAAUAUUUUGAUGUCCUUUUUUGCACAUGAUGUCAGUUGCGGUUGCAGACUCGUUACCGUGCCAGAUUGUGCAGUUUUCCAUGAAGGUAUGCCUGAUAGACUGUGCUAAAAAGUAAGGUUCCACCUUUCAAAAUGUGCUAGCUCUGUGCUAAUAUACAUUGGCUUUGCCAUACACAUGCUAUUGAUUAGCAUUAGUGAUUUUACAUGGCGAUCUCAACACCUCCAAAACUGCAAUGAAGAUGCACGUUGCAACCAAACAGCUGGUGUGCAAGAAGUACAACACACUGGGCCUGAUUUACUAAAGGUUUGUGUGUGCUACAACUUGAUAGCACACGCUACAUCAUUUUAUAGCUGCGAGAGGACAUAAGGGGCAGAUUAAAAUCAAUGCAAUGCAUUUUGAUGUACUUUAGUAAUUUUUUAAUGACGUUUGCUUUUUCACGUAAAAUAUGUGAAAAAAACAACUUUUUAAGCAGGCAUUUUUAUGCAUCUUGAGUGGCGUAAGUGCAGUCUCUCUCCCAUGGGUGCAGUUAAAAAGACUAAAAAAGUGGGGUUAAUGUAGACGCACUUUGGACGGCUUCUAAAAUGCUCGUUAAAAGUAGCAGAUGUCAUCUGCAUGUCUGGAAACAUAGCAAAACACAGCAUGAUGACAUGAAUGUGCAGUAAAUGAGCGUUUCCAUGGUGAUGCCCCAUAGAGUACAUGCAAAACUCUCAUAGAAAUAGAGCUGUCUGCCCCACUCUAUUGUACACACAGGCUUAGUCAAUCACACGCCAACUAAUAGUACACGCUAUUUUAUAGAUUGUACAUGCUAUUUGGAUCUUUGUAAAUCAGGCUCUUGCAGUACAAACACCUUGUAGGACUCAACAAAAUACAAGACUGACACUACACGAUCGGUCUAGGCAGCCACGUCACUUCCGUUGGUUUGUUUUACGGAAUGUGUGUAGGUUUGUGCACUGUUACCUUGUUGUGUUUAUUUGAACAACAAUCUGACAGCAAAGCUCGCACACAAAACAAAACAAACGUUGCUUGAGAAUAGAGUAUUUGUUUUGAAAGCUGAAGGUUGUGCUCAGCAGCCUUGGACGGCAAAGAUAGCAAUCUUUUUUUACGACUUUAUUUAUAUCAAAUACAUCGAUUCACAAUACUGAACAUUUGAAAAGUCUACUUUUUGUUAGGCUUUAAAUGACAGUAAGUGCCUUGUUUAAGGGGAAAAAUGUUUUAAAAAUGAAAAUGUGGUAAUAAUAAUCCCUGAUUUUUAAAAAUCUACCUCUUGUUCACGUUUAUAUUCGUGUUUCCUUUUACUCCUAGGUAGCUAUUUUUUAUACAAAACAUGAAUAAGUAUAUUAAAUAUCACAGCACGUAACCUAGCUAAUGCUCCGUCCUAAAAAAUUGCAAGUCCAAGAAGUGACGUCGUCUUUGUAUCUUCCGGCACCGAUGGUGUAGUGUCAGUCGCAUUUAGCAUAAUGGCAAAGACUGCUUCUUGACUACGGCAACACACUGAGGACAAACUGAAAAGGGACUAAUUGCUAAAUGUUACAUCGCAACUUUGAGAGUUUUAUCAAACCAAUGAAGUCCAGAACUUUACGGGUGUCAACAUUGUAAAAAGUCCACUUAUUUCAGGAGUUCAACUUCAGUUCUCAGUGCAGACGUUCAACAAACCACAAACCCUUCAAGCUGAUAAAAGCUAAACAAUGGGGGAGGAUGAGUAAAAAACAACAAAAAAGUGGAUCUCAGACUGGACUCUACAUGCAAAGUGAAUUAUUUCAAGCUCAUAUUUUUAAUGAUGAUGGCGAACGCUUUUUAAAAACAGAACAUUCAUAUCGUGAAAUGUUCAAUUGGAAAGUUUCCAUGAGCUGUGCACCAUAAUCAUCAAGUCUUGAAAUAUCUCCAGUUGCAUGUUAUGAGCGUACAUCAUACAUUAGCUGCACCUUGUCCAUCCAACUGCUGCUACAAACAACCUCUGCACCUGACUUCUUCACUUGGGCGGCGUGGCCAAGUUGGUAGAGUGGCUGUGCCAGCAAUCUGAGGGUUGCUGGUUCAAUCCCCACCUUCUAACAUCCUAGUCACGUUCGUUGUGUCCUUGGGCAAGACACUUCACCCUUGCUCCUGAUGGGUCCUGGUGAGCGCCUUGCAUGGCAGCUCCCUCCAUCAGUGUGUGAAUGUGUGUGUGAAUGUGGAAAUACUGUCAAAGCGCUUUGGGCUCCUUAAAAAAGCGUAGAAAAAGCGCUAUACAAGUACAACCCAUUUACCAUAUAUAUAUAUAUAUAUAUAUAUAGCGUUUUCUAUUGGGGCUCCAGUACUCUGGAAUGCCCUCCCGGUAACAGUUCGAGAUGCCACCUCAGUAGAAGCAUUUAAGUCUCACCUUAAAACUCAUUUGUAUACUCUAGCCUUUAAAUAGACUCCCUUUUUAGACCAGUUGAUCUGCCGUUUCUUUUCUUUUUCUUCUAUGUCCCACUCUCCCUUGUGGAGGGGGUCCGGUCCGAUCCGGUGGCCAUGUACUGCUUGCCUGUGUAUCGGCUGGGGACAUCUCUGCGAUGCUGAUCCGCCUCCGCUUGGGAUGGUUUCCUGCUGGCUCCGCUGUGAACGGGACUCUCGCUGCUGUGUUGGAUCCGCUUUGGACUGGACUCUCGCGACUGUGUUGGAUCCAUUAUGGAUUGAACUUUCACAGUAUCAUGUUAGACCCGCUCGACAUCCAUUGCUUUCGUCCUCUCCAAGGUUCUCAUAGUCAUCAUUGUCACCGACGUCCCACUGGGUGUGAGUUUUCCUUGCCCUUAUGUGGGCCUACCGAGGAUGUCGUAGUGGUUUGUGCAGCCCUUUGAGACACUAGUGAUUUAGGGCUAUAUAAGUAAACAUUGAUUGAUUGAUUGAUAUAUAUAUAUAUAUAUAUAUAUAUAUAUACUGUACCCGCCCGAUUGUAGCUGAGAUAUGCUCCAGUGCCCCCCGCGACCCCGAAGGGAAUAAGCGGUAGAAAAUGGAUGGAUGGAUAUAUAAAAUAAAGUCUAGACAUAUAUGUGCAUAUAAUAUUAAUAUAAUGGAUAUUUAAGUACUCCUACCUUGUUUACUUCCAUGACAAUUUUUUGAAGUUUUGUAAUCAAUCAGAAUUAUCAAGCAGCUAAAAUGCACCAAACGUGGAGAGUUUUACAUUUUUCCCAUCAUGCUUUGUAAUGGAUUGAAAUGGGUGUCAUUUUGUUUUUAAUAUGUUGCAUGGACAUUUUUGAUAUUAUUGAGAAAGUUGAGUGAGCAGGUUAUGUGUGAGCGUGUCUGUUGUUGACAUUUUGUGUUGGUUGGAUUGUUUGUUUUGCACCAUGACUUUGCAUUGGGUCAUAUAAGUACAUUCUGUGCACUGGUUGAUCCAGAGUAUGAUUAAAAGUCAUUGACCUGUAUUACUUUGAUUGAUUACUUUGAUGUGGUGACCAAAAGUCAGCAUGGGAUAGGUAGUCUUUUAAAAAGAGCGCCCUCUCCCUGUGGCUCCUUCAGUCACUUAUGAGCUUUAGCGGGCCUUAGUUUGGACACCCCUGUUCUAAUGAUGUGACUUUCACCCGUCCAAGUCUUUAGUUCCCGGGCUGUUUGUUUUCCAAAGUGCUCUUGCACCUUAUCUGCCGUACCCUUUCAAGACAUUUGUCUUCUUUUCUGUCAAUGCCAUGAAGACCAAGUUUAACUCAAAUAGAAUUUGAAAAUCCCCAAAAAUAUUUUGAAGACUUGGUCUUCACUUGUUUAAAUAAAUUAUUUUAUUUUUUUACUUUGCUCCUUAUAACUUUCAUUAAGACCAUUUUAGUGAAAAAAUACAACCUUAAAAAUGGUUUUAGGAUUUUUAAACACAUAUACCUUUUUACCUUUUCAAUUCCUUCCUCUUCUUUCCUGACAAUUUAAAUCAAUGUUCAAGUAAAUUAAUUUUUUUAUUGUAAUGAAUAAUAAAUAAAUUUUUAUUAAAUUCUUCAUUUUAGAUUCUGUUUUUUCGACAAAGAAUAUUUAUGAAAUAUUUCUUCAAACUUAUUAUGAUUAAAAUUCAAAAAAAUAUUCUGGCAAAUCUAGAAAAUCUGUAGAAUCCAAUUUAAAUCUUAUUUCAAAGUCUUUUGAAUUUGUUUUCAAAUUUUUGUUCAGGAAAAUCUAGAAGAAAUAAUGAUUUGUCUUUGUUAGAAACAUAGCUUGGUCCAAUUUGUUAUAUAUUCUAACAAAGUGCAGAUUGGAUUUUAACCUAUUUAAAACAUGUCAUCAAAAAUAUAUAUUUAUUGUGAGAAAUCAUUAAGAUGAUCAGCAUUUCAACAAAGAUAAAUAUCAUUAAUUAUUAAUAAUAACAGAGUUAAAGGUAAAUUAAGCAAAUUGAUUUAAGUGUGUAUCAAACUGGUAGCCCUUGGCAUUAAUCGUUACCCAAGAAGUAGCUCUUGCUCUGGGUGAAUUGUGAAUUAUAUUUAUAUAGCGCUUUUCUCUGACCUACAUGGUCCACUCGCUAUUUCAAGCAAUUUUGCACUCUUUUUGUUUUUUAUUUUGCUUAUUUUUCUGUGUUGAAGUUUGAAGGUGUUUGAAUGUGCUGAUGCCACACAUUAGUUUGUGCAGCCCGUGUUGUGUGUGUGAUGCUGCAUUACUAGACAAGUGCCUCGCUCGCUGGCGUUAGAAACCUCCAUCUGUCUUUUUACUUGCGCUGGAAAUAUGCUGAGAGGGUUUGGAAAGUGUUGUGCUGCUGGGUGACUUCUUUGGGCACACUGGAUGUCAAACUGGAACAUUGGCAGAAGAAUGGAGCCAACAAAAGUGUUUUUUUGUGCCUGACACUUGACACUGUGUGCUACACAUGUACACUAAAGCCAAAAGCAGUCAAGUUGUCACCUUGUGUCAAUGCUAAAUAAGAAGAGAAUACAACAAAUCCUUUUCAACUUAUAUUCAAUUGAAUAGACUGCAAAGACAAGAUAUUUCAUCUUCACACUGACAAACUUUCUUUUUUUUGCAAAUAAUCAUGAAGUUAGAAUGUAAUGGCAGCAACACAUGUCAAAAAAGGCAUUUUUACCAGUGUGUUACAUGGCCUUUCCUUUGAACAACACUCAGUGCAGGUUUGGGAACUGAGGAGACACAUUUUUGAAGUGGAAUUAUUUCCCAUUCUUGCUUGAUGUACAGCUUAAGUUGUUCAACAGUCUCCCUUCACACAUUUUCAAUGUCUGGACUACUGGCAGGCCAGUCUAGUACCCACACUCUUUUACUAUGAAGCCACGCUGUUGUAACACCUGGCUUGGCAUUGUCUUGGUGAUAUAAGCAGGGGCGUCCAUGAUAACAACAUAUGUUGCUCCAAAAGCUGUAUGUACCUUUCAGCAUUAAUGGUGCCUUCACAGAUGUGUAAGUUAGCCAUGCCUUGGCCACUAAUACACCCCCAUACCAUCACACAUGCUGACUACAACACUUUCACCCUACAACAAUCACUAAUACACCCCCAUACCAUCACACAUGCUGACUACAACACUUUCACCCUACAACAAUCACUAAUACACCCCCAUACCAUCACACAUGCUGACUACAACACUUUCACCCUACAACAAUCACUAAUACACCCCCAUACCAUCACACAUGCUGACUACAACACUUUCACCCUACAACACUUUCACCCUACAACAAUCACUGAUACACCCCCAUACCAUCACACAUGCUGACUACAACACUUUCACCCUACAACAAUCACUAAUACACCCCCAUACCAUCACACAUGCUGACUACCACACUUUCACCCUACAACAAUCACUAAUACACCUCCAUACCAUCACACAUGCUGACUACAACACUUUCACCCUACAACAAUCACUAAUACACCCCCAUACCAUCACACAUGCUGACUACAACACUUUCACCCUACAACAAUCACUAAUACACCCCCAUACCAUCACACAUGCUGACUACAACACUUUCACCCUACAACACUUUCACCCUACAACAAUCACUGAUACACCCCCAUACCAUCACACAUGCUGACUACAACACUUUCACCCUACAACAAUCACUAAUACACCCCCAUACCAUCACACAUGCUGACUACCACACUUUCACCCUACAACAAUCACUAAUACACCUCCAUACCAUCACACAUGCUGACUACAACACUUUCACCCUACAACAAUCACUAAUACACCCCCAUACCAUCACACAUGCUGACUACAACACUUUCACCCUACAACAAUCACUAAUACACCCCCAUACCAUCACACAUGCUGACUACCACACUUUCACCCUACAACAAUCACUAAUACACCCCCAUACCAUCACACAUGCUGACUACAACACUUUCACCCUACAACAAUCACUGAUACACCCCCAUACCAUCACACAUGCUGACUACCACACUUUCACCCUACAACAUUCACUAAUACACCCCCAUACCAUCACACAUGCUGACUACAACAUUUUCACCCUACAACAAUCACUAAUACACCCCCAUACCAUCACACAUGCUGACUACCACACUUUCACCCUACAACAAUCACUAAUACACCCCCAUACCAUCACACAUGCUGACUACCACACUUUCACCCUACAACAAUCACUAAUACACCCCCAUACCAUCACACAUGCUGACUACAACACU